Saprolegnia parasitica CBS 223.65 is the source of this 996-nucleotide messenger RNA. RefSeq lists its product as hypothetical. The transcript is spliced from 9 exons. Gene Ontology annotation, molecular function: Hsp70 protein binding. The record is from RefSeq and is a predicted model, not a curated record. Gene Ontology annotation, cellular component: cytoplasm. Lineage: Eukaryota; Oomycota; Saprolegniomycetes; Saprolegniales; Saprolegniaceae. Gene Ontology annotation, biological process: protein refolding. Bases 1 to 996 code for a protein of 331 amino acids.
AUGGAACCUUCGCCGACGCGCCGCCGGAGCUUUGUCGUACGAGCGCCGAGUUCUGCGUCGGGCCUUCCCGCCGAGACGAGCAGCGAAGAAGCGGUUGCGUGGGCUACCGCUUUGCGCGAGCACCGCCGGGCGACGGUCGAGCCGGGCUUGUCCUGGGUGCACUGCGUCGUCGUCGGCGGCGCGGUCUGCUUCCUCCUCAUCAUGCUGCAGCUGUACAGCCAAGUGACGUCGAUGGCCUCGUUCGUGCAGCCAGAUCGGCAGAUGCGCCCGACGCGCCUCGAUGUCGCUGUGGAUCUCGCGACGCUCUUCCAUGGCGGCGUGCAAACGGUGUACUUUGAGAAGCAAGUCGUGUGCGCAGACUGCGAUGGCCACGGGUACGACCAGGCCGCGGGCCUAAAAAAGUGCCCCAUGUGCGGCGGCGCCGGCAUGGUCGUGCACGAGCAACGGUUUGGCCACCGCGUCCACCGCGUCCGGCACGGCUGCGAUCGCUGCAGCGGGGCGGGCCACCUUCCGAACCGCGUCUGCCACGCCUGCCACGGCCACGGGCACCACGUGGCAUCGGCGUCGAUUGCUGUUCCGAUCGCACCCGGCAUGAUGCACGGCGACGAGAUUCUGUUUGCGGGCGACGGCGACGCCCAGCGCCACGUGGCGACGGGUGACGUCCUCGUGCGACUGGUGCCCUCGGCAUCGCCGACGUCGUUCGUGCGGCGUGGCGACGACCUGGAGACGAUCAUGGUCAUUUCACUUCUCGAGGCGCUGACAGGCGUCACGACGUCCAUGGAGCACCUCAGCGGCGACCUCCUGCCCAUCACAACCCACGACGUCCUGCAUCCACACGCGGUCUUGCGCGUGCCGGGCCAAGGCAUGCCGCUGCGCCACGACCCGCGACGGCGUGGCGACUUGCUGGUGCGCUUUGAGAUCCGUUUCCCGACGGCGCUGACAGCUGCGCAGAUCGCCGGACUGCCUGCGCUGCUGCCUGACGUCGUCGCCACUUGA